CGGUGCCGCCGUUCAGGUACCCGAACGCGGACCUCAGAUGGUGUCAUUGCGUACGUAGCUUAGUAUCUCCAUCUACCGUUAGAUGAAGAAUUGAUAAACAUACGUUUGUUUCUGUAUAAUUAAAUGCACACAGUGUUUGAUAAAAUGCCUGCUGCGUGCGGAGGCAUGUUUACGUUUAAGUAAUUAAAUCUACGUUUCUAAAAAAAGGAGAUGAAGUAAUUUAAUAUGUAUUUCUAAAGAGAGAAAGAGUAUCUGUAAAAGUCCAAUUUAUUUGUGAUAGAAAGUUUUCAGACUCAAAUAAGUUUCAUCAAACAAGAUGUCAUCCGAGAUAAUAAAAUUCACAAAGUUAAAAACAGUAACAGAUCCAACAUUUUGGGCAAAAUUUGCUGAAUUAAAAAUAGAUAAGUUAAAAUUAGAUGAAAAGUCCGAGAUACAUUUGUGGGGAAGUUUUUCUCUCAAACCAAUGAACGAAGGGAGAAUAAAUCCAUUAACACUUGAUUGUACAUCAUUUAAUGAAGAUCUAGAGACAACUUCUCACAAUGCAGGAGUAGCUUGUUAUGGCUAUAUGGUUAACACAAAUACAUAUGAAGCAUUUAGACAGAUAAAUCCUGAGAAGUUCAUUGAUACAAUGGGCAAAUGUAUCAUUAACAGUAUCACAGAUGGCUCAGCUAUAAAAGAACCUUGGCGUCUUUCAGUAUUUUUAAUAUUUGCAUUUUCUGAUCUAAAAAAAUAUAGAUUUCAUUACUGGGCUGCGCAUCCAACUCCUUUUUCUUUGCCAGAAAUCUAUUUAGCCCAGUCAUCAAAAUUUGCAUCUAGCGAAUUUACGUCUAGUCAAAUAGAUAAAUUGCAUACAAGUUUUCUUCAGCUGGAUGCAAAAUCAAGAAACUUUUUUACAAUUUUUGCAUCUGGAAAAGAUGAUUUAAUUGUUGAUACUUUGUCAAAAGGAAUAGAGAAUGCCAAAUUUACUCAAAGUGUUCAAGGAGAUUCAAGAAAGAUAAAGGAUGAAGUAUACUUUGCGUUUUAUGAUCCUUGCAUAAAUGCAGAGCCUGGAUGGCCUUUGCGAAAUCUUCUGUGUUUGUUAUUGUGGCAUUGCCCCGUGUAUUGUUUUACACGUCAUAUUAAAGUUCUAUCUAUAAGAAACGAUAAAGUACAAAGCGCAGUUAUAUAUACGCUUAGAAUCAAAGACAAAGACACAGAAACUAUGAGAGAAGCUAUUUCCAAGGGUCACUUAGUAGGCUGGGAAGCUAACGCGAACGGAAAAAUGGGUCCUAACAUCGCUGAUUUAUCGAACAUUAUGAAUCCUGCCAAAUUGUCAGACAAAGCGAUCAAUUUGAACCUGAAAUUGAUGAAGUGGCGUCUUGUACCUGAUCUAGAUUUAGAAAAGAUCAGUAGUCUGCGAUGCCUUUUGUUGGGCGUUGGUACAUUAGGGUGUUCCGUGGCGAGAGUACUCCUCGGCUGGGGCAUUAAUAACAUGACACUCGUAGAUAGUUCUACUGUCUCUCACAGCAACACCGUGCGCCAAAGUCUGUACACGCAUGAAGAUGCGGUGCAACGACGUUACAAAGCGCACGCCGCGAAAGAUGCUUUACUUAAAAUACGUCCUACUAUGAAUGUGGAAAGUGCUGUUUUGCAUAUUCCUAUGCCUGGUCACGUGGUCGGUCAGAGUAUGAUGGAAUCAACGAAGGAAGCCGUGAGCAAGUUGCAAGAACUCGUGAACAGUCAUGACGUUGUGUUCCUGCUUUUGGACUCACGAGAAGCCAGAUGGUUGCCCACUCUUUUAUGCGCCGCAAUGAACAAAAUAGCUAUUAACGCUGCUCUGGGUUUCGAUGCUUACACGGUGCAACGCCACGGUACGCGGAAUCUUUCUGAUUCUUCCACACCUGAUUUAAAGAUUCAAAAUCCUUCGGGACCGAAUCUUGGAUGUUACUUUUGUAACGACGUUACGCAGCCAGGAAACUCGCAAACGGAUAGAACGCUUGAUCAGCAAUGUACCGUCAGUCGGCCAGGUUUGUCACAAAUCGCUGCGGGUUUAGCAGUUGAACUACUCAUGGCGAUAACGCAACAUCCACAAGGAAUUUCAGCCAGAGCGUUUGUGAGUUACGAUAGUGAUGAUUCUAAAAAAACUACUGAUAAUCCAUCGCUAGGAUCAUUGGGCGGUGUACCUCAUACAAUACGUGGUUUUCUUUGGAAUCACGAAAUGAAAUUAACAGUCACACAUAAAUUUGCAUUCUGCACGGCGUGUUCUAUACCUUUAAUCAAAGAAUAUCAACAACGCGGUUUUGCUUUUGUACUUGACGCUUGCAAUGUGCCAAAUUAUCUCGAGAGAUUAUCAGGACUUGAAGAAGUAUUGAAGAAAGCAGAGCUGGAUAAGAUAUGUUAUACAAUGGAUACUUCGAGCGAGGAUGAAGAGACAUAAAAUGCAAUUUUAAUAGUCUAAUUUAAAUGGUGCACAGCUACAAAAUAGUAUAAGAAGAAUAUGCAUUUAAAUAUAAACUAUGUUGCACUGUUUGUACACUAAAAUAAUAUAUAAUUCUUUUCUCAGUUUCGUGUAAGUGAUAUACGAAAUCACUUUUUAAAGGUUUAAUCAAAGUAUAUUCUCUAUGAAAUCAAAAGUUUUCAACCUUAUAUAUAUAUAUAUAUAUGUAUAUACACAAUAUAUAUAUCUUGUUGUGCAAAAGAAUCAUACAGUUUGACAAAGAAAAGAUUCAUACGUUUACUUCUGUAGUAGCGCAUUGUCUUUCUUUUUAAUUUGUUGUAUUGUGCGUAUCUGUGAUUGUAUGUUUUAUGUUAUUAAUACUCUUUAACACAUAGAUUUUUAUAUUUCUAUACGUAAAACAAAUACGAGUUGUAGCAUUUAUAAAUAAAUAUGCACAGAUUUAUGUUUUAUUCUUACUCGUACAAUUCUAUUUAAUUAUAGUGCUAUAAUUUUUAUACUACGUGAGUAUAAAAAGUCAAAUGCUGUUGCUAACAUUGUACAAACUACUGUUCAAUUUACCAAUAUCUAUACUGCUGGUUUUACUUUUUAGAGAGGUUGCGUUCCGUCAACCAUUUUCAGAACUGGGAAUCUAUAGUUCACCUGACAUACAAUGUAGAUUUUCAAUACUGGCAGUGAAUUUCGGAACGCAGUUAAAAAAAUAACAACCGUAUUGUGAGACAACCCGCCGCUUUCAGUGAUUUUUAACAAUGCGCUACACUUCACUUGUUGCAAUGGCUAAAAUUUUUUACGAAUUAGGCUUUGAAUUGUUAUUUCUCCAUAUUCGCUAGAUAUGGCCACGUGCGAUUUCCAUUUAUUUUUGAAUCUGAUUUUUGAUCAAAUAAAUCUGAAAGAAAGUUUUGAACAACAACGAAGUCAUCGAUGUACCGUAAAUGGCUAUCUGUGUGUACGUAAGUGACCUCACGUAUGCAAAAAGUAUGUAUAAAUGUCACUUCAAGUAUGUAUAAAUAUCACUAUACACAACUAUCUAAUCUAUGCGUUUUCUACACCUAUUGUACCCAAAACUAGCUUUUCAAUACGGCAGAAAUGUCGGCUUAGCUUUAAGCUUGAUUGACGAUCUUAUAGAUUUCGCAACAUCUUCAAAAGAAAAACCGACGGCCAUUGAUCUUUAAACUCGGAAUAACAGUCCCAGUACUUUUCGCUUGCAAACAAUAUCAAGAAGUGAACGCUAUGAUCAAGUGCUACUUCCAAGAGCCUGAAGAUAUAGAAAAGACUUUUGAAUUGGUACACAAAUCCAAUGAUCUUGAAUGGACAAAAUUUUUGGCCAAAAAACACUGCGAGAAGCGAGCAAAAUCGCACAAUUCUUUAUCGAAAGUCUUUGUCAAAAAGCUUUGAUUAUUAUGGUUGAUUUCGUUGUCAAUCGCAUAAAAUAACGUCACAAAAAAAGAAUGUAAUGU
Molecule: messenger RNA, 3891 nt
Organism: Pseudomyrmex gracilis
Lineage: Eukaryota; Metazoa; Arthropoda; Insecta; Hymenoptera; Formicidae
Gene: Atg7
Product: ubiquitin-like modifier-activating enzyme atg7
Exons: 12
Coding region: 317-2416 (699 amino acids)
Biological process (GO): piecemeal microautophagy of the nucleus; cellular response to nitrogen starvation; C-terminal protein lipidation
Cellular component (GO): cytoplasm; phagophore assembly site
Molecular function (GO): Atg12 activating enzyme activity; Atg8 activating enzyme activity
Source: RefSeq, a predicted model, not a curated record